AUGGCCCGGCUCCCGGGGCACCCGGAGGUCACCGGCCCAGAGCCUGGCAGCACAGGCCGGGGAGGUCGAGGCAGUAGAGCAGCCCGAGCGCGACACGUCAUUAUCAACGUCGGGGGCUGCCGGGUGCGGCUGGCCUGGGCCGCGCUGGCCCGCUGUCCCCUGGCACGCCUCGAGCGCCUGCGAGCCUGCCGCGGCCACGACGAGCUGCUGCGCGUGUGUGACGACUACGACGUGAGCCGCGACGAGUUCUUCUUCGACCGCAGCCCGUGCGCUUUCCGCGCCAUCGUGGCGCUGCUGCGCGCCGGCAAGCUGCGGCUGCUGCGGGGCCCGUGCGCCCUGGCCUUCCGCGACGAGCUGGCCUACUGGGGCAUCGACGAGGCGCGGCUGGAGCGCUGCUGCCUGCGUCGCCUGCGCCGCCGCGAGGAAGAAGCCGCCGAGGCGAGCUCCGGGCCACCCAGCCGCGGGCCCCCGGGGAGCCCGGUGCGUGCCCUGGGGACCGGGCGGCUGGAGCGAGGCCGACGGCGCCUGCGCGAUGUGGUGGAGAACCCGCACUCCGGCCUGGCAGGCAAGCUCUUCGCCUAUGUCUCCGUGGCCUUCGUGGCGGUCACAGCUGUCGGCUUGUGUCUGAGCACCAUGCCUGACAUCCGAGCAGAAGAGGAGCGGGGCGAGUGCUCCUCGAAGUGCCGCAACCUGUUCGUGCUGGAGACGGUGUGCGUGGCCUGGUUCUCCUUCGAGUUCCUGCUGCGCUCCCUGCAGGCCGAGAGCAAGUGCGCCUUCCUGCGGACUCCGCUUGCCAUCAUCGACAUCCUGGCCAUCCUGCCCUUCUACGUGUCGCUGCUCGCAGGGCUGGCGGCAGGGCCCACGGGCAGCAAGAUGCUGGAGCGCGCGGGGCUGGUGCUGCGGCUGCUGCGGGCGCUGCGCGUGCUUUACGUGAUGCGCCUGGCGCGCCACUCGCUGGGACUGCGCUCGCUGGGCCUCACCGUGCGCCGCUGCGCGCGCGAGUUCGGACUACUGCUGCUCUUCCUCUGCGUGGCCAUGGCGCUCUUCGCGCCGCUCGUGCACCUGGCCGAGCGCGAGCUGGGCGCUCGCCGCGACUUCUCCAGCGUCCCCGCCAGCUACUGGUGGGCCGUUAUCUCCAUGACCACCGUGGGCUAUGGAGACAUGGUGCCGCGCAGCCUUCCCGGCCAGGUGGUGGCGCUGAGCAGCAUCCUCAGCGGCAUUCUACUCAUGGCCUUCCCGGUCACCUCCAUCUUCCAUACCUUCUCGCGCUCCUACUCGGAGCUUAAGGAGCAGCAACAGCGCGCGGCCAGCCCUGAGCCGGUCCUGCGUGAAGACAGCACACGCGACGACAGCACGCGUUCGGCCAGCGCCACCGAGGACAACUCGCAGGACCCCGAGAGCGCAGGCACAGCAGGGAGCUCACCAAGCCGGAGGGGACCCUGA
Arvicola amphibius (Eurasian water vole) is the source of this 1443-nucleotide messenger RNA. It is a transcript of the gene Kcng2, whose product is annotated as potassium voltage-gated channel modifier subfamily G member 2. Gene Ontology annotation, cellular component: membrane; voltage-gated potassium channel complex. Gene Ontology annotation, biological process: potassium ion transmembrane transport; protein homooligomerization. The transcript is spliced from 2 exons. Gene Ontology annotation, molecular function: voltage-gated potassium channel activity; protein binding. The record is from RefSeq and is a predicted model, not a curated record. The coding region runs from base 1 to 1443 and encodes 480 amino acids. Lineage: Eukaryota; Metazoa; Chordata; Mammalia; Rodentia; Cricetidae.